CGGCAGAGGACAGAGCUGAUACUCCUGACAGGACAGACUUUUAAUUUGUCUUUUUAAUCGACAUACUUUCCCGUCUGAACAUGGAAAAAAGAACAAACAGAAGGAGAGUUACUGAACAUUUUCUUAGAGGUCGACACUUGAAGCUGAAUGAUUUGAAAAUAGAAGCUCAAAGUGUGGGAAAUGGAUACCUCUUCACAGAAAACAUCCCAGAAUAUCCCCGACCAGAGUUUCAUGUGUUUCACCUGAAACACGACACAGAUGAACCUGGAUUACAUGGAAUCAAGCAGGAUCAGGGCUUCAGGAGCAUGGACGAAGACUGUCUGGUGUGGUGGAGUCUGGCUGUGGGACCUGAGGACAUAACGUCAGCUGAGGGCAGGCUCCUGGAGACAACCUACCCAGACCGGACUGAUGAGCAGGCCCGGAUGCAGCGCAGCUUCUUGGGGAAGUUUGCCACGUCCCCAGCCUUCUUGGAGACCUCCAGGCUGGGAUCGUACCGCUUCACCUUUCCCCUGGAGGAGGUGCUGGAGGCCUACAGCGAACAGUUUUGUCAGGGUGCUCAGCCGCUCAUGCAGGUGUUCGAGACCGUCCUGUACAAACAGGAAGUGAUGUAUGUCGUGCUCGUCGACAGACCAGAGAACGCUGCACAAUAUCCUCUGCUGAGUGAUGACCCGACCGCUGUCUGUGCUUACGAAGAUGGACACUUCAUCUGGAGGCCGGAGGCCAUGUGUAACACACACAGCUAUGAGUUGGUCAGGAGGCCCGAUGAAAACCAGCUGGAGGUCACGGAGGUGUCCCCACCGCACUACUACGUCUGGGAUAAUGUUGCCAUCGCCCUGCGUGUGGAGGAAGGACAGGUGCUGAGCUUCGAUGAUGACAAACUGAGAAAGAACCUGAGGUUCUGUGAGAAAGGAAAACCUGCACUGUCUGGACAUUUUAACAGUUUCCAGGACGCUGAGGAGUUGGCUGGAAGGUUGUGGCGUGACUCGUCCGACCCGCUGGAAAAGCAGCGCUCGCUCCAGCUUCAGUGGUCAGGUGGACAGUUUUCGUCCAUUUCCUCUUUUAAAGUGCCGGAGGGGGGCGUGGCCUCUCUGUCCUGCCAGUACUCGGUGAAGCGGUUCGGGCUGAGUCGGGUCUGCUGGGGCCGUGGCUGCGGGACCUUCUGGUGCAGCAACAUCCUGGUGCAGAUGGACGAGGACGGCGUGGUCUCCAAGGUGGGGGACCGGUACCGGCUGACGGGGGAUGUCCUGGAUGGACAGAUGGACCUGGACAUCCUGGAUGUGAGGCGGACGGACAGCGGGCCGUACUGCUGCAGGGUGGACAUCGACGGGAUCUUCAACGACAAGAAGGUGAUCAUGAACCUGAGAGUGGUCAAAGCUCCGGUCACCAGCUCUCCUCCUUCAACAGCGACCACGAAAACGACAACGGAUCGCGUCACAGAGCCGUCGGCCUCCACAGGACACUGGAAAACGCUGCAGCCGUCUCAGCUGGACCGUCUGAGGAGGAACUCCACCCUGCUGCGCUCCGACACUGUCACUGUGGAGGACUCUCUACCCUCUCUCUCCCUUCAGAUCAAUGUUCCCGUCCUCUCUCUCUCCCUCAGCGUGUUGCUCAUCCUGGCGGCAGUUUUCCUCUUCCUGGCCUUCAGACGUGGAAUUUACAGACGAGCCUUAAAGACCGGCUGUUUCUCCUCUGAAGAACCUCCUCACAUCAUCUACGAGAUCCGGAUGAGAAGACCAGUCCAGGAGAACAUCUACACUCUGGACUAGAGCCUCGUUCACAGCUGGAGCACAAACAAUGUGAACUGACCAACUGACCAACAUUAAUCUAAACGACAUUUAACUUCAGUUUAAAAGUGGAUAAGCUGCUGCUGUGGUUCCUGUUUCCUGUGGUAAUAACCUGAAAACCAGCUGAAUGAACAGGAGGCCCAGAGGAGGACGACUGUGUACACUGUGUAUAUGCAUACACACCUUUAAUUACAUGUUACCAGACAACAGAAAACAAUUUCAUAAGUAAA
Molecule: messenger RNA, 2014 nt
Organism: Toxotes jaculatrix (banded archerfish)
Lineage: Eukaryota; Metazoa; Chordata; Actinopteri; Toxotidae
Exons: 11
Coding region: 81-1766 (561 amino acids)
Source: RefSeq, a predicted model, not a curated record